Messenger RNA from Aspergillus japonicus CBS 114.51, 837 nucleotides. RefSeq lists its product as uncharacterized. The transcript has a single exon. The record is from RefSeq and is a predicted model, not a curated record. The coding region runs from base 1 to 837 and encodes 278 amino acids. NCBI's taxonomy places the organism in Eukaryota, Fungi, Ascomycota, Eurotiomycetes, Eurotiales, Aspergillaceae.
AUGGCAAGCGCCGUGAAAGGUCCUCUGGGACGAUUCCGGAAACACGACUCUCCCUCACCACUCCAUGAGCGAUGGGGUGACGUGAGGAUUACCGUUCCCACUGAGGGGUCCUGGAACCAAUAUGAGAAUCCUCGCCAGUCCUCGCUCCGAAAAGGGACCUGCAGCACGGGCUUCGUGCCUUCCGCCAUGAGUCGCGGCCACGACGAGGCCCCAUCAACAGAAUAUGACCAUCGAACUGCCAGGCCCAGCUCAUUGUCCGUCAAAGCCUUAAACCCGCGCCGACUAUCUGUUCGGCUUAAUCCACGAUCCAAGACCCCAACCGACUACCCACAGGAGAAGGACCAACAGCUCACCACUAAAGCCGAACGCAGACGGUCUCAGUUCGCCUAUAGACCCAUUCAGCAAGACUACCCCACCGAAAUCGCCGAGAAGACAGCAUUCCCAGAGCCCCGUUCUCCACGAUUCAGAUACAUCCCCGCUGGCGCUCAGUUUGCAGAAGAGCUUAGAGCGAUAUCACCAGAGCUUCAUUCCAGCCGUCGUGCAAGCUCCUACAUCCCUUACGAUGAGGGCUCUCUGGAACGGUGUGCGCGACCACGGACCCGUUUUGACCAGCUCGAGGAUGCAUUCAGAGACCAAGUGAUCGAGGGGGACCAUCAUCACUCCAGACAGUCACGAUCUUUGGCCUCCCCGCGCCGAAGCGAGGCGAGCAGUAGCCGCCGCACCAGCGCUUCGGUGGAAAGGACUCUCAGGCUCUCGACCUUCGACAAAAGGGCUACCCAGCUGGGGAAGUUCAUGACCACAGCCAUGGUACCUGAUCCAGACCAGCUGUACGAAUGA